Molecule: messenger RNA, 303 nt
Organism: Rangifer tarandus platyrhynchus (Svalbard reindeer)
Lineage: Eukaryota; Metazoa; Chordata; Mammalia; Artiodactyla; Cervidae
Source: the annotation of a GenBank genome assembly
AUGGACACCAAGCUGGCCCGUGAGCAGGGCAGGGUGUGCCAACCGGAGCCGCAGGGCCACGUGUCCAAGUCCCCAGACAACCUGGGGGCAGCAACCUCAGUCGGCCGGCACCGCACACCCUAUCCCCGGGGCCGGGGCUACAGAUGCAGCCCCACCCGGCACAGUAGCCCUGGGACUGGUCUGGGACAGAGGGUCUGGGCGCGGCUCCACCUGGGUCCUGGCCUGACGGCCCCAAGGCCGACGCCCCCAUGGGUGAGGACGGCUGGGGAGUGGGCGGCGAGCCUCAGGCCCGGCCUGGGCUGA